Molecule: messenger RNA, 945 nt
Organism: Nelumbo nucifera (sacred lotus)
Lineage: Eukaryota; Viridiplantae; Streptophyta; Magnoliopsida; Proteales; Nelumbonaceae
Product: cysteine-rich repeat secretory protein 38-like
Source: RefSeq, a predicted model, not a curated record
UCAAUCAGAUUUUAGAGAUAAGCAAACAAGAGGAGGAUGGGUAUGUUCCUCAUCAGAAUGGCACCAUCAAUUCAUCACUUCCUUCUGCUAUCGUUAUUAUUGUUGUCAAUUAGUUCCGGCUGCUGCUGUGCCGACGGCGUCGAUGACAUCGGCCCUUGGGAAUGUUCCUUCGUAAAUAAUUAUACAGAUGGUGAUCCAUUCAAGACCAAUCUCGAUAAACUACUGACUUCUCUCUCAGCCAAUGCACCGACCACGGGCUUCUACAAAGACACAGUCGGCAAUAAGUCGAACAAGGUUUACGGCCUUGUCCAAUGCAGGGGUGAUAUUUCGGGAGUAGAUUGUGCCAAAUGCAUCAAUAACGCAACAAAACAAGUACUCCACGAUUGCUCGAAUAGCAAGAGAGUGCAGGUUUGGUUGACCAAGUGUUACCUGCAUUAUUCAGAUGAGAAUUUCUUUGGCAAUUUAGGUAUGUCGUCGGGAUCCAUGGCUGUAAGCUAUUCAACAGAUUAUGACGAUGCUUUUGUGGCUUUACAAGGAGUGACGUUGAUGACUAAACUUGCAACUACCACUCCAAAUCAGGCGCUGAUGUUCCAGACAACAAUCAUUGAUGCUGGCAAAAAUGGGAAAAGGUAUGGCAUGGCUCAGUGCACAAGAGAUCUGAAUAGGGCCGACUGUGGGAAAUGCUUGGACAAACUAAUGCUCGAUCUGGGUUCAAGCAGCUACAACAAACGAGGAUGGGAGAUUUUUACAAUGAGUUGUCGUAUGUGGUACAACGAUUACCAACUCUUCUCCGCCAACUAUUCCUUGCCUUCCAAUCGAGGUACAAGGAAGGUCUUAUCUCAAAGAGUUCAAGUUUCCUUAAUUGCUUUCUUGAUGCUUAUGGUGCUAAAUGUUUUCUAAUCGUUUAUACUAUGUUUGUGUAAAGUUGAUGAAAAUCUCUUAUUU